AUGCCAUUGAAUAUUCCGGGGUUGCUGGUGCCCUUUCAACUCGUUCUAUACCCUCGUCUUGUUCUGCCUAGUAUCGCUGUUAAAGAUAUCCGGCAUAUUGAUUUUCAUAAACUUAGGCGAGCGGGAUACCGAGGCAUCGUAUUUGACAAGGACAACUGCCUUACCCUUCCGCACAAGGACUUUCUUGUUCCUGAACUUACGGAAGCAUGGAAAGAGUGCCGAGAAGCGUUCGGUGACAGACAUGUUCUCAUAGUGAGCAAUUCGGCUGGAACAUGGUUGGAUGCAGGGGGAAUACAGGCGGAAUCAGUAUCCCACCACCUCCAAGCUCCCGUCCUUCACCACAAAACAUUCAAGCCUGCCUACUCGUGCAUAUCAGCCAUCCGAACCUACUUCUUGUCCCUUUCAUUUGCUAUCAGGGAUGAGGAGCUGGUUAUUGUAGGCGACAGGAUAUUUACGGACGUGGUCAUGGCGAACCGCAUGCGCAAAAGCUGCGAAUCUAGCUCCAAAGGAAUACUAGGAACCACCUUAUCGUGCGCAUUCGAGAAGAGCGGCACAGUCGCAACAGAAAAGGGGGCUUCACAUGUCAACGACUUCCAUCCUGCGGGACCGUUGGCGAUUUGGACGACUGGCGUGUGGGAGAAAGAAUCAAUGGUCAUGCGUUGGUUCGAGCGCAGUUUAGUUAAAACUGUAGAGCGCUGGUCAGGACGACCGCAGAUAGAGCCGAAAGAAGUCCAUCAGUUUGUGAAAUCGGUUCCAAAACCCGUGCCUUCAAGAGCCCCUUGGUUCUCUGGGUUCUCUGAUCUGCUCACACAGCUGAGACGAGGGUAA
Messenger RNA from Laccaria bicolor S238N-H82, 828 nucleotides. RefSeq lists its product as uncharacterized. The transcript has 4 exons. Gene Ontology annotation, molecular function: phosphatidylglycerophosphatase activity. Lineage: Eukaryota; Fungi; Basidiomycota; Agaricomycetes; Agaricales; Hydnangiaceae. The record is from RefSeq and is a predicted model, not a curated record. Bases 1 to 828 code for a protein of 275 amino acids.